AUGAAUGGAAAUGCUGAAAAAAGACCCUCAAACAAGUUGACCAAUAUACUUAAUACCAAUAUUGUUUCUUGCAGUGCUCUAUCAUGUUCUAAACUAGCCCUAGCAUCAGAAGGUGAAGGGGAACAGAUAUUAGAGGAAAGUGGACGAAUAUUGAGCACAAGUGCACCAGCUUCUACCAAUUGUCUUUUGGGAAAUUUUGAGGAGUCUAUAUUGAAUGGUAGAAUAGAACCAUGUGGAGCUGUUGAUGGUUUUACAGCAGCAAUUGGAGCUAGUGGUUCUUUUUGUCCUAAACAUAUAUCUCUACCAGUAUCAGCUUACUUCUUUAAACUAUCAGAUGAUAAUGCCCCUUCACCAUAUCUUGGCCACAUUAAUUUAGACACUCUUGGUAAAAGAGGAUAUCACAUUCCAAAGAAAGGUACAGUUCAAGUGACGUUGUUUAAUCCCAAUAAAACAGUAGUUAAGAUGUUUGUAGUGAUGUAUGAUAUGACUGAUAUGCCACCUAGAUGUCAAACAUUUAUACGACAGAGAACAUUAUAUAUGCCAGUGGAUAGUGAUAGUGAUCAACCAUCUUAUCUCAGAUAUCUUAUACAUUUACGAUUUGCUAGUACUAAAUCCAGUAAGGUUUACCUACAUACAGAUCUACGACUGAUAUUUGCUCGAGAUAAAUUUGAAUUUGAUAAUAAAGUAGCUCAGUAUGAACUUCGUUCCUUUACAGAAGGUCCAACUAAACCAAAAUAUUCGCCUAAAAGGUGA
This is a messenger RNA of Lottia gigantea (owl limpet), 753 nucleotides long. RefSeq lists its product as hypothetical. NCBI's taxonomy places the organism in Eukaryota, Metazoa, Mollusca, Gastropoda, Lottiidae. The coding region runs from base 1 to 753 and encodes 250 amino acids. The transcript is spliced from 5 exons. The record is from RefSeq and is a predicted model, not a curated record.